CCGCCCAUCGCCUCCGCUAUAAGAGAUGGGGGGAUACCAGCCGGGAUAAACUGGGAUAAACUCGUAUCAAUCCAGCAUAUUAGUCUCAUCAGCACAAUCCAGACUACAUUCCUCUGUUCCGCUUUUCAAUCUCCGUCUCAGCCACAUUCUCCAUUUACAACCCCAAUCUCCACCUCAAACACAAUGUCUGAAUUCCUGCCCACCUUGCCCACCUUUGCCUUCUUCGGAUCCACCGGAGGCUGCAUAAAUGCGUGUCUGGCCUUGACCCUCAAGGCGGGCUACCAGUGCACUGCCCGUACUCGUGCGCAGCCCCCCAAGCUGCAUGACCUGCUUCGCAAGCUGGAGGUCCCCGAAUCAGCCAUCGCAAACAACCUGGUCAUGAUCCAGGGCAAUAUCACCGACUUGGCAACCGUCCAGCAGGCCCUCUCGCUGCAUGGCCGCACAGUCGACAUGAUCAUCUCCGGGAUCGGCGGCAAGUUCCUGUUCAAGUCCGGAUUCAACGCCACGAUCGACAACCCGACCAUCUGCCAGGACGCCACGCGCACGAUCCUGGAGGCCGCGCGCACGUGCUAUCCCAAGCCGCGCUUCGUGGUGAUGAGCGGCACAGGCAUCGGGGCGACGGAGAAGCGCGACAUGCCGUGCCUGAUGAAGCCGAUGUACAACAUCCUGCUGAAGGUGCCGCACGCAGACAAGGAGGUGAUGGAGAAGCUGGUGCUAGCGGAGCUGGACCGGGCGCCGGCGGACCGGGCGUUCGAGGACUUCAUGCUCGUGCGGCCGAGUUUCCUGACGGACGGGGAGAGCGACGGCAUGGCCAAGAUCCGGGCAGGCACCGAGUCGAACCCGGCGGUGGGCUAUAUCAUCAGUCGCUCGGACGUCGGGCUGUGGCUGUUCGAGAGUGUCGUGCGCAAGGCCGGCCCGGGUCAGAACAGUCCCUUCUGGGGGCAGCGGGUGUCGAUCACCAUCUGAGGUUGUUGCAUCGUGAGGGAUGGAUUGUUCUUUAGCUUAAUUCUGAUGUUUAUAUGUAACGUGUUAGCUGGUUAUUAUUCCCAAUGUUUUUGGUUUUGUUCUC
Aspergillus heteromorphus CBS 117.55 is the source of this 1069-nucleotide messenger RNA. RefSeq lists its product as uncharacterized. The transcript is spliced from 2 exons. The record is from RefSeq and is a predicted model, not a curated record. The coding region runs from base 184 to 966 and encodes 260 amino acids. Lineage: Eukaryota; Fungi; Ascomycota; Eurotiomycetes; Eurotiales; Aspergillaceae.